Onychomys torridus (southern grasshopper mouse) is the source of this 6756-nucleotide messenger RNA. It is a transcript of the gene Rest, whose product is annotated as RE1 silencing transcription factor. The transcript has 4 exons. Gene Ontology annotation, biological process: regulation of gene expression. Bases 66 to 3266 code for a protein of 1066 amino acids. Gene Ontology annotation, cellular component: nucleus. The record is from RefSeq and is a predicted model, not a curated record. NCBI's taxonomy places the organism in Eukaryota, Metazoa, Chordata, Mammalia, Rodentia, Cricetidae.
AGGGCGCCGCCGAGCCCCGGCCCCGGCCCAGGCCCGACCCGGACGCCGGCGGCGAGGGUGCAGUCAUGGCCACCCAGGUGAUGGGGCAGUCUUCUGGAGGAGGAGGUUUAUUCAGCAACAGCGGCAACAUGGGCAUGGCCUUGCCCAACGACAUGUAUGACUUGCAUGAGCUGUCCAAAGCCGAACUGGCUGCACCUCAGCUCAUCAUGUUAGCAAAUGUGGCCUUGACGGGGGAAGUCAGUGGCAGCUGCUGUGACUACCUGGUUGGGGAAGAAAGGCAGAUGGCAGAAUUGAUGCCCGUGGGAGACAGCAACUUCUCUGACAGUGAAGGGGAAGGACUUGAAGAGUCUGCUGAGCUAAAAGGCGACCCCAGUGGGCUGGUACACAUGGAGCUGAGAAGCUUGGAGCUAAACACCGUGGAACCACAGCCUGUAUUCGAACCAUCUGCGGCCCCAGAAACAUACAACUCGAAUAAAGAUCUCCCCCCUGAGACGCUUGGGACCGAGGACAAAUGCAAGAACUUGAAGGCCAAACCCUUUCGCUGCAAGCCCUGCCAGUAUGAGGCAGAGUCGGAAGAGCAGUUCGUACAUCACAUCAGGGUUCACAGCGCCAAAAAGUUCUUUGUGGAAGAAAGUGCGGAGAAACAGGCCAAAGCCAGGGAGUCUGGCUCUUGUACGGCCGAGGAGGGGGAUUUCUCCAAGGGCCCCAUCCGCUGUGAUCGCUGUGGCUACAAUACCAACCGGUAUGAUCACUACACUGCUCACCUCAAGCAUCAUACCAGAGCCGGGGAUAAUGAGCGAGUCUACAAGUGUAUCAUUUGCACAUACACAACAGUGAGCGAGUACCACUGGAGGAAACACUUGAGGAACCAUUUUCCUAGAAAAGUCUACACAUGUAGCAAAUGCAACUAUUUUUCAGACAGAAAAAAUAAUUAUGUCCAGCAUGUUCGAACUCAUACAGGAGAACGCCCUUAUAAAUGUGAACUUUGUCCUUACUCAAGUUCUCAGAAGACUCAUCUAACUCGACACAUGCGUACUCAUUCAGGUGAGAAGCCAUUUAAAUGUGAUCAGUGCAGUUAUGUGGCUUCAAACCAGCACGAAGUGACCCGACAUGCAAGACAGGUUCACAACGGGCCUAAACCUCUUAAUUGCCCUCACUGUGACUACAAAACGGCAGAUAGAAGCAACUUCAAAAAGCACGUAGAGCUGCACGUUAACCCACGGCAGUUCAACUGCCCCGUGUGUGACUAUGCAGCCUCCAAGAAGUGUAAUCUCCAGUAUCAUUUCAAAUCCAAGCACCCUACGUGUCCUAGUAAGAUGAUGGAUGUCUCCAAAGUGAAGCUAAAGAAAAUCAAGAAGAGAGAGGCUGACUCGCAUAGUAACAGCACCAGUGAAAAGACAGAGACCGAGCAAACAAAAACAAAGGGAGAGCUGUCUGCCAAGAAAAACGAGAAGCCUGUGAAAGCAGAGAAAAAGGAUGUUUCAAAAGAGAAGAAGUCUUGUGGCAAUGUCUCAGUGGGCCAGGUAACUACCAGAACUCGGAAGUCAGCGACAGAGACUCAGGCAGCAGAGCCAAAACCCACCGAUGUGCAAACAGGAAACAACAAAGAAAAAGUCAGUAAAGCCAAGAAAAACAAAAGAAAGGUGGAUGCUGAAGCCCACCCCUCAGAUGAGCCUGUGAAUGAGGAACCAGUGACAAAAAAGAAAAGAAAGAUUGCAGAAAGCAAGCCCCAAAAUAGUACCGAGGUGCCAAAAGAUGACAGCAAGACGGAGGGGACGAAGCGGGGCAGUAAAAAGCAAGGUGCAAAGAAGAAAGCUCCGAAAGGUAAAUCAAGUAAGAAAGGCAGCAGAGCUGCUCAGGAGACGCAGAAGGACACUGCUCCGGCAGAGCCUCCUUCCACGGAGGGGGAGGUCUCUUCUGUUCCUGCGCUCACUCAGGGGGUGGUGACCCCUACAGGUUCUUCUCAGCCCGGGCUUCCUUCACCCAUGGAUAUUGCUCAGACAGGGCCUGCUCAGAGGGAGCCGCCUCUGCCCGUGGAGCUUCCUCAGAGGGAGCUGCCUUCGCCCCUGGAUCUUCCUCAGAGUGAGCCUCCUCCUCCUCCCCUGGAUCUUCCUCAGAGGGAGCCUCCUCCUCCCAUGGAUCUUCCUCAGAGGGAGCCUCCUCCUCCCAUGGAUCUUCCUCAGAGGGAGCCUCCUCCUCCUCCCAUGGAUCUUCCUCAGAGGGAGCCGCCUCCUCCCAUGGAGUCUCCAAAGAUGGAGCCGCCUCCUCCCAUGGAGUCUCAGCGGGGACAUUGUCAGCAGAAGCUGCUUUGUUCUUUGGACCAUGCUCAGGUGGAAGUUGCUCAGACAGGGCCUCCUCACAUGGGACCUGUUCAGAGGGAGCUUCCUGCUGUCAUGGAGCCACCUCUUCAAGUCAAACCAGUCACCAAAAGGUCAUCUCCCCGAAAAGAGAGUACAAAGGAGAAGUUGAGCACGCAGAGUGAGGUGGUGCGGCAGGAGCAAGUCCUUAUUGGAGUUGGCUUAGUGCCUGUUAGAGAUGGCCAGCUUUUGAACGGAAGCCAGAGUGCACAGGAUCUUCCAGCCCCAUCAUCAGCAUUGCCAAAGGGAAACUCCAGAAGAGACAAGACACCCAAGGACCAAGAAAUUGGCUCUGAUGGGGAAGGAAAUAAAAUAGCCCCUCUCAAGAAAGUAGGAACAGAGGGAGCUGGUGAGAGUCUAGCUACGCUUCCUGCUCCCAAGGAAUCUACUAGUGUCUUAUCCUCGGAACAGAACUCAAAUGUGUCAGAUGGUGAAACAUUACAUGCUCAGUGUCAGACUGAUUCAGCUGGGGUUUGUGAGAUGGAAGUGGACACAGAGCAGAACACAGACAGUGUCCCUGUGAAAGCCUCAGCAGCUGAACCGGUGGCACCAUUGCCUCCUGUUCCAUCACCAACUGUAACGGCCUCGCCUCCUCUCACUUUGCCUGAAAACGAGUCUCCGGAAAUUGAUGAAGAUGAAGGCAUCCAUAGCCACGAUGGAAGUGACCUGAGUGAUAAUAUGUCAGAGGGCAGUGAUGAUUCUGGACUGCAUGGGGCUCGGCCAAUGCCACAAGAAGCAAGUUCAAAAAGUGGAAAGGAGGGGUUGGCAGUUAAAAUAACUGAGGGGGGAGAGUUUGUUUGUAUUUUCUGUGAUCGGUCUUUCGGAAAGGAAAAGGAUUACAGCAAGCACCUCAAUCGCCAUUUGGUUAACGUCUACUUCCUUGAAAAAGCAGCUGAGGGGCAGGAGUAGUGAGCCGGUGGGGUGCUGUUCACCAUAGUUUGUUUGUAAGCAUGCCUCACUUUUAGUUUAAGGCAGUAGACGCACACAAGCCUGCUUUAAUUAGUGUCCAGUGCUGAUUUUUAAGUGACAUUGUUUUCUUAGGAUUGUAUAUCUUACCUAGUGACUUGCAAAAUUCUUAGCAAAUCCUAGGGAGUUAAUGUAAGAAAACAGACACUUAAAUCUGUUUUCUUGUGCAGUGAAAAGAGAAAGGCAAGGUGGUAGAUGACGUUCUCUGGAUGUCUGCCUGCAGCCUGUCAGUUUUUCUGUCCUUUUCACUUUAGUUUCUAUUUUUAGUUCCUUGUUUAGGUUGAUAAAAAUUGGCGUAGCAAAUUACUUGAAGAAUUUGCCUGCUUUAUAUAAGUAAAGUUAGCACUUUAAGGUUUCUUUAGAGAUGAGAAAAGACAUUUAAAUUGAAGAAAAAUUCUUUCAACAGUGGACAUUGUAUCUGUCCAGGUAAUUGCUUCCUGACUUAUGGUCAAUAUUUUGUGCUUCUAUGUUAAUCAUUAUAAAAAGUGAUUUUUGGUGUUUUUUUUUAAUUUUUUUUUUAUUUUGGUGCUUUACUGGCUUAAGAUGUUGCACAUGGUUUUUGUUUUUGUUUUUUAACCUAUGCAGUUAAUUCCCCCCCUAGAAAUAGCAUUGUGUUUAAUAGUAACACUUUAUACAUAUAUGCAUGUUAUUUUUUUUCUUUUUGGGGGGUACUUUUAGGCUUGUUUGCAAAAGGGCCGUUUUUCUUUGCUGCAAUUGUCUUUUUUUGCAGAACAAUAGUGUGCAAGUUUAUGAGCAAUGGAACAUGCAGGUUCAAUCCAUUGUCUUUUAUUUUUAUUUUUAUUUUUUUAAUUUUCACCUCUUAUCUAUACCAGAAGCAGUUUCAUGUAAGUUAUUUUGAAUGGCGAGCAUAUGUGUAAUUCCACAGCUCUCCAGGUCUGGUUUUUGCAGUAAGCCAAUAGAUCCCAUACUGAACAAAAUUUAAUCUCAGAUAUCAGCCAUUAGAGUUUGUUAUUUUGCUGUUUCUAGCUUAUUUCUUAGAGAGUGAGAAGUCAUUCUUUGAAGAGUUUCUUUUUUCAAUAGAUGGUUAAUGUUGGGAUGGUUACUCAAAUCAAGUGAUGAGUGACUGACUAACUCCAAGUCAUCCUUGGAAACAGCAAAUCUGUAGCCCAACGUAAUUAUCCUUUAAACUAGAGAAUAUCAAUUGUGAGAAAGCCAUCAUGGCCACAUGGCUAAUCUAGAGUGGAGUGCUGAGUUCUGGUAACAGCCACAUCUUUCUUCCAAUGAGUACCUGAACAGGGCUCAUGUGCAUUACGUGCAGUCCAGAUUUCAAGAAUUGUACUUUCUCAGGGAUCUCCACAAACUAGUGGGUGUCCUCGCUGCCCCUGUGAGACAGCCUCUGUACGGGAGAGGCUGCAAGUGACUUGUGUUCCUGUGUGAGAAACCGCAUGCUCCAGAACCAGCUCUCUGUGUCCUUUGGCCAACACCGGAGUGUGAAAUAGUCCAACGUGGGAUUUCUCUUGCUGGUAGUAAACAAAGUAUGAUCCCAAUCGGGAAUUGUGACGUUGUGAUGGUCAUGUUCAUUUAUUUUCUUUUACCUGGCGAUCUCUGAGCAGGCUUCAGAUUUUGACAGUUGACGAAAGAUCCGACAAGCAUUAAUGUGUGGGUGAAAAGCUUGCUGAAAUUCUGAGUGAAGUUUUAGUUAAAGUUGGUUGAACUUGGGAUUGACUGGGAGGCCAAAGAUUUAAAAAGCAGAAGAUUCUCUCAAGACACAAGUUGUGUGAUGAUAGUGUGUUUUGUGUGUGUGUGAAUGAGAAUUUGUAAAUGUUGAAUUCUAGGCUCCGACAAUCAUUGUCAGUGCAGAUCAAGCUGCAAGUAUUUAUGUUUUAAAACUUAAAUUAUAAAGCUAGUUACGUCUUUCUAACAACUAGUUUUAAUGUUCAUGAGCAUAUUUUACCUACAUUACCUUGCCAAGAUGUUGAGAAAGACGCAUCACAAGCACAGGCUGGAGGCUGGGGGCUAGCUGGUUUUGAGGAAGAGGACUUUGUGGACUCUUUCACAGAGCAGAGGAAAGCAAUGCCUUCUGGGAAUUGAGCUAAGUUUUAAUCUAGUCUUUAAGAUUAGAAGUAAAAAACAAAAAUAUAAAGGAAAUUAAAACCUACUUGAUCUUUGAAGCAUUGUUACAUGGAAUUGAGUGGGACUUUUGAGGCCUUUCUUCCAGAAAACAAGGACUUGGUUGUUAGGCCUAUAUUAGGCCUAAACCUUUGGUGGCUUGUAUUUGUACUUAAAUCAUUGCAAUGGAAAGUGUCUUAGUGGUUGGGACUUCUAGUGCAGUCAGGAGUUCUUCCAUUUGAAAAAUGUGAUAUUUGCAUGGGAUUGUUUGGGUCUUGUUUUCUAGUACCUCCCCAUCACCACCCUCAUAGUCGGAAGGUAGAUUUUUCUCCUGAUAAAGGAUCAAAAAAAGUGAACAUCUUGUUUGUAAAUUGGUAUCUAGUAACUAGUGGUAAACUUGAAAUGGUAGCAUUCUUUAAAGCCUAGUUCUAGGUAGCCUUAGGAAAAUGUAUCUUAAAUGUUUUUGAACCUGUAUUCACCUUGUUUUUUUCAAAUAUCUUAAGUUAUAUUUUCUUUUUCAGAGCUGCUUCUUAUUUGGGGCUACUUUUUAAAUUGAGGCGUAAUUCAUAGAAGGGUACAUUGUUUUGAUGAGACUUUUUACAACUGUGGCUGGAUGUCUUUCUCUAGUCUGAUGUCUUUCUCUAGUCUUCCAAGAAGGGCCAUGUUACUUUUUUAGAGUUACUUUUUAAAGUCAUGAGGUCAACAACUUGGACUAGCAUGCAUGUAAGUGCUAAUGCAAAUUCAAGCCCAAGUUGACCUUGAGCAGUUCAUUCUAUGUUGACAGUGAAAGAACACUUUGCCUGUUAGUAUACUGUUACUCGUAGACUGAAAUGCUGAAGAAACCCCUCCCCCAUUUUUGCUUUUGCAAAAAUCAAGGUAUAUUCUAGGGUUUCCUGGUUGACCUCACCAGAUAAACUGAGCUGAUAGUCUUAGUUCAGAAUGAUCUGAAUGUAGAUUUACAGCGUACAGCUAGCUAAGUGAGAUAGCUUUUACAGUUCUGCAUGUAUCCCAUAGGCUCCCCAUUGGUUACUGAACUCUUAAAACUGGUAUUGUAACAUUACCACCAUGUUUUGCGCCAAUUUUAUAAACUUUACAGUGCAAUAUGUGUUCCUUUCUGAGGCAAACCAAAGGUGUAUUUCUCAAGGUUCUGCUGCUGCAGCAGCAUUGAUGGAGGAUCUUUUAUACAUUUGUAAUAGAUAGAAAUAAACCAGAUUGCAGUUUUUGUUUUUCUUUUUUUUGAAAAUUUAAACCAUGUACCAAGUUUCUGGUCAAGAUUGUGUAGGAUAAGUUAAGCAUAAUUGCAUUCUAUUAACCAAUAUGAGUGUAUUUCUUAUGCAUAUAGUUACAUUGAAAUAAAGUUCUA